Messenger RNA from Solenopsis invicta (red fire ant), 1646 nucleotides. Its product is annotated as zinc finger protein 277. The record is from RefSeq and is a predicted model, not a curated record. The transcript is spliced from 8 exons. The coding region runs from base 450 to 1490 and encodes 346 amino acids. Lineage: Eukaryota; Metazoa; Arthropoda; Insecta; Hymenoptera; Formicidae.
UGUUGCUGUGCACAAUAGUUGCGUUACGAUUCACGAUCAGCAAUUUGUCGAGAAACUUCCUUGCCACAAAAUUAUAAAAUGCAGAUAUUUCUCACUAAUUUUUCCCAGUGUUGAAUAUAAAGCACUUGGAGUGCGUUUCCGCAAGAUUUCUUGUGACACGACAAACUGCACUUGGCAAAAAGUAAACAUGUGUUCUGUUAGCUAAUGAAUAAAUUGGUUAUAACGUCAGGAGCAUUUUUUUUUUGCAUCGAAUUUAAAGUUUAGAUUUGUAAGAUGUACAAGUCGCAGUUCGUCGGUUUGGACGACAAGCCAUGUGAUACGAAAUGCUUGUUGUGCGAUCAUGUGUUUGUCCUUCCGACAGACGAGACGGAUUUUCUCACGCAUUUGUUUAAAGAGCAUCGCCUUGUCAUAGCUGACGUUUGGAAAAUAGCUAGUUUGAGGAGUCAGAUAUGGUAAUCCUUGAUAAUUUCAGUUAUGUACAUUACUGGAGUGUAAAAUUUAAAGAAACACCAUUGACAACUUAUUGUAGCACAUUGCUAAUGGAUUGUACACCAGAUGGAAAACCAAGUAAAAAUGAACAUUAUUUUCUGCUCUCUGACUGUUUGUCGGAGGACAAGACUUUGAGAAACGAGAUACACCAAGCUAAACUGGAAUGGACAUUGGCGCAACAAGCUGCUGAACGUGCAGAUACUAGUUUUAAGCGUGGCUGUAUAUUCUGUCGUACUGAAAUCUGUGGAUCACGUGCAGCAUAUAUAAAACAUUUGUAUCAAAAGCACAAUCUUCAUCUUGGCAAGCCAGAAAACUUGGUGUUUGUCGAUGAGCUUCUGGACAAAAUCCAAAACAAUAUAGAAAGUUUAAUAUGCAUUUAUUGUGAAGGAACAUUUAAAGAUCGUACAGUAUUAAAGGAGCAUAUGAGAAAAAAAUUUCAUAAGUGCAUAAAUCCUCAUAAUAAAGCAUAUGAUAAAUUUUACAUAAACAAUUAUCUAGAGCCAGAAAGGACUUGGAAGCAAAAACAGGCUAAUUCUAAAACAAAUUCCGACGUAGGAGGUGGCAGUAGCGAAAAUGAGGAUGAGGAAAAUUCAUGGUCCGAUUGGAAUGAUGACUCUAUCGGAAUAAUAUGUCUAUUUUGUAAUUAUAACAACAAUGAAUUUACUUGUAUCUUGAAGCACAUGAAAGAGGCACAUAGUUUUGAUUUUGAAGAAACUGUUAAAGACUUAACCUUUUAUCAGAAAGUGAAAGUAGUCAAUUACAUAAAAAGACAAAUUCAAUUACAACGAUGUAUUUUCUGUGAAACAGAAUCGGACAAUAUUUUGGAGCAUAUGAAAGAUCAACAGCAUUGUAAAAUUGCUGCACAAAAAGUUUGGGAUCAACCAGAAUAUUAUUUUCCCAUGUCCGAAAAUGACUCAUUUUUAUAUAAUCUCGAUGCAACUAGUAACAGUGAUGAAGAAAGUGACGUUGAGAAUCUUACUGAAGCAAUGUGUAAUUUAUAAAUAAUUUUCCGUGAAUAGAAGCUGAAUUUCAUCAGAUAUUCUACUAACGAAUAAUUUUGUUGACUUAUAUUAUCUUGUAAAAUACUAUAUUACAUCUUUAUGUAUUAAAAUCUUACAUAUUUGUGUUGUUACAAUAUAAUAAAUUUAUCUAUAAUA